Molecule: messenger RNA, 393 nt
Organism: Symbiodinium sp. CCMP2456
Lineage: Eukaryota; Dinophyceae; Suessiales; Symbiodiniaceae
Source: the annotation of a GenBank genome assembly
AUGCUCGGCAAGCCGCUUCGCGGCGCCCCCCGGGUCAAGAAGAGAUGGCAGCUGGAGCUGGAGGGCGAGCUCGCCGGCGACAGCGACGAGGCGCCGCUGCGCAGAAUACGCCCUAGUCGAAGCCGGAGCCCGCCGGAGAGGGCGAAGGAGAAGUCCGACGAAGGCAGCGACCACAAGGCUCCAUGCGAUGUGGAGCCUGCCCCAAAAGAGACAAAGGCUUAUGCCUGGAUGGACAGCGAUGAUGAGGGCGCAGGGUCUGGAAGCGAAGGUGCUCACGCGAGCAACACCAGAUCUCGAUCGCAGUCACCCGAGGCUUCUGCGGUGUCUCCCGGCGAAGUGGAGACCUUACCCCAGAUGAUUCGCCUGGCAGAGGACAGAUCCCGGAUAGGAUAG